AGAAUCGCGACAAAACUUCAGGACUUGAAUCCUUCAUGGAGCGGCGAUCGUACUUUCCAAGAAACACGAAAAAUUAUUGGUGCAAUCAUUCAAAAUAUUUUAUUUAAAGAAUAUCUUCCCAAAAUGCUAGGCGUUGCUCAUCCGAAAGUGAUGGGUGAGUACAAGGGCUACGAUAGCAAUGUUGACGCUACCAUUGCCAAUGAGUUUACCACUUCUGCUUUCCGAUUCGGCCAUGGAAUGAUUGAGGAAUUCUACAAGCGUUUGGAUUUCUCCGGUGGCAACAUCACCCACGGCGGUUUCUUCUUUGGUGAGGGUGUGUUCAAAUCGAGCAAGAUUCUAUUCGAAGGUAAGAUUGAAUGGUUCCAAUAUGUCUCUCGCGAUUUGAUGACGUACAUUGUUUUCACUGAUAACGGAAGGUGA
Molecule: messenger RNA, 420 nt
Organism: Ostertagia ostertagi
Lineage: Eukaryota; Metazoa; Nematoda; Chromadorea; Rhabditida; Trichostrongylidae
Source: the annotation of a GenBank genome assembly